AUUGUGCAACAAACCAAAAUGGCCGUACUGACCGGGAGCAGGUCAUCGCUUAGACGAGGUGUCGCAAUCAACCCUGUCAGCCAAGCUGAGAAGUACAUAGAGGAAUUGGAUGACCCUCCAGGUUUUAGGGUUCACAAAUUUAAGAAGAAAGUGUUGAUGCAUCAGUAGAAGAUAACAAUCUAGGCCGACUGGUCAAUCACGGUGAGAAAAAGGAGCGGAACUGUGCAAUGAAAGAAUUUCAUGGACACCUCUGCUUAUUUGCAAAAAGACAAUCUCCAAGAUGAGACUGUGGAGCACAAUCUCCGGGAUGACACCAUGGAGCAAUCAAGAACACAACCUGAUAAGAUAAAUGAGUCAUCAAUGCAACAUUCAAGGAAUUUGAACAAAAACAAUCUCCAAGAUGACACUGUGGAGCACAAUCUCCAAGAUGACACUGUGGAGCAAUCCAGAACACCACCUGAUCAGAUAAAUGAGUCAUCAAUGCAACAUUCAAGCAAUUUGAACAAUAACAAUCUCCAAGAUGACACUGUGGAGCAUUCCAGAACACCACCUGAUCAGAUAAAUGAGUCAUCAAUGCAACAUUCAAGCAAUUUGAACAAUAACAGUCUCCAAGAUGACACUGUGGAGCAAUCCAGAACACCACCUGAUAAGAUAAAUGAGUCAUCAAUGCAACAUUCAAACAAUUUGAACAAUAACAAUCUCCAAGAUGACACUGUGGAGCAAUCAAGAACACAACCUGAUCAGAUAAAUGUGUCACCAAUGCAACAUUCAAGCAAUUUGAACAAUAACAAUCUCCAAGAUGACACUGUGGAGCAAUCAAGAACACAACCUGAUCAGAUAAAUGUGUCACCAAUGCAACAUUCAAGCAAUUUGAACAAUAACAAUCUCCAAGAUGACACUGUGGAGCACAAUUUCCAAGAUGACACUGUGGAGCAUUCCAGAACACCACCUGAUCAGAUAAAUGAGUCAUCAAUGCAACACUCAAGCAAUUUGAACAAUAACAAUCUCCAAGAUGAGACUGUGGAGCACAAUCUCCGGGAUGACACCAUGGAGAAAUCAAGAACACAACCUGAUAAGAUAAAUGAGUCAUCAAUGCAACAUUCAAGCAAUUUGAACAAUAACAAUCUCCAAGAUGAGACUGUGGAGCACAAUCUCCGUGAUGACACCAUGGAGCAAUCCAGAACACAACCUGAUAAGAUAAAUGAGUCAUCAAUGCAACAUUCAAGCAAUUUGAACAAUAACAAUCUCCAAGAUGACACUGUGGAGCACAAUCUCUGUGAUGACAGCACGGAGCAAUCCAGAACACCACCUGAUCAGAUAAAUGAGUCAUCAAUGCAACAUUCAAGCUAUUUGAACAAUAAUGACACAGUGGAGCACAAUCUCAGUGAUGACACCAUGGAGCAAUCCAGAACACCACCUGAUCCGAUAAAUGAGUCAUCAAUGCAACAUUCAAGCAAUUUGAACAAUAACAAUCUCCAAGAUAACACUGUGGAGCACAAUCUCCGUGAUGACACCAUGGAGCAAUCCAGAACACCACCCGAUCAGAUAAAUGAGUCAUCAACGCAACAUUCAAGCAAUUUCAACAGUAAUGAUGACCUGAACACUUCAACAAUUGAUGAUGACAGUGUAAAAGACCACGAUUUCAGUUUUGGAGACUCAGAUGAGCAGUAUGUAUCAGAAGCGGAUCAUGUUUCAGACUCUGAUGACAACUCGGAUGUUUUGCCAUUUGUACAGGCUCUUCCAAUGCUACAAAACAAACAUACUUUAGAAGAUACUAGUGUGGGAACUAAGCCUAAAAAGAUGAAAAAAAGUUUUCAGUGUGACAGUUUUACUUCAACCGAAAAUCAUGAAACAGAUGCAUUGAGUAACAAAUCUAACACUGUCAAGUUGCAACCAAAUCGUAAUGCAGAAGGAAAACGAGUUUGGGAUAAGUUACAUUAUUGUGUGUACUGUGAGGACUGUUUUACUAACUUAUCAAAGCAUCUGUUAGGUUUCCAUAAAAAUGAAAAUGAAGGUGUACGAAUAAGCAGUAUGCCUAAGAAUUCAAAGGAAAGAGCAGACUCUCUUCAAAAGCUGCGAAAUGCUGGAGACUACAAACACAACAUGGAUGUCUUAAAAAUUGGGAAUGGUAUGUUGAUAACUUGGUCCAGAAAAUUAGGAAAGGGACAUUCCCCAUCUGAUUAUCUACCAUGUGAAGAUUGUUUGGCUUUUUUCUUGAAAGACAGUUUGUGGAGGCAUAGGAAAAAUUGUCCUUUUAGAAAAGAAAAACCAGUGAACCGAAGAGUACAAUCUGCAGCAUCUCUAUUGUUACCUGUGUCAAAGGAAAUUAGUGCAGGACUGAAAGAAAAUGUUGUUAAGAAAAUGCUAGGUGAUGAAGUUACCAUUGCUGUGCGGAAUGACAGCUUGAUUUUGUCAGUAGGGGAAAAGUUAUUUCAGAAACAUGGCCAUCUUGAACACCUGAACUUAUACAUUAGCCAGAAGAUGCGGGAGUUAGGGAGACUUCUGAUAAGUGCAAGACACAUUGAUCCAGAAAUUCAGUACCUUAGUGACUUACUUGUUCCAGCAAAGUUUAAAAAAAAGUGGUAA
Molecule: messenger RNA, 2586 nt
Organism: Mercenaria mercenaria
Lineage: Eukaryota; Metazoa; Mollusca; Bivalvia; Venerida; Veneridae
Product: asparagine-rich protein-like
Exons: 16
Coding region: 241-2586 (781 amino acids)
Source: RefSeq, a predicted model, not a curated record